CUGGCAUCCCGCGGAAAGGAAAGAUAGAUAACACAAAAUACAUACUACUUUUGCCUUGAGAAAAAAUUAAAUAAUUCUAAAGCCAUAUAUAAUUAAAGGCUAUAACUUGUAAUGGAGUCGUGCCAAAGAACAGAGGAGCAAGAUGAUGCACAGGAGAUCGCGGAAGGACGAGUCGUUUGCGGGAACAAACGUAAACGUCGAAAUUCACAAACACCGACAGCGGCAGAAUCACCACCACCGCAAAAGAAGGCAACACCUUAUGAUGAGCACCAAUACGAUGAAAGUAGUGCAACGAAGCAGCUGACGAAUGGAGAUAAUGAUGUUUUGACAGAGGAUAAUUACCUUCUGGAGGAUGAUCAAUUUUCCCUGGAACAUUUUUGCGAUGAAUUGCUUUAUGAAAUAUUUAAAUUCUUGGAUACCUGGUCUUUGAUGACACUGAUGAACGUUAGCAAAAGAUUCCAAAAAUUCGUUCUAGAUAAACGAUUAUGGGAGGAUAUUGACUUAAGCCAAGAACCAUUGCCAAUCGGCAUAUUGGAGGAUAUGCUAGAACGAUCACACGAGAAGACACGUAGUAUUAAACUUAGGGGUCCAUCACCAUCACAACACAUCGAAGGAGAAAUACAACAAUUUAAUAAAACGUUGCGGAAAUCUUUGACGACGAGAUGUACAAAGUUGGUCACUAUGGAAUUAUAUGGCGUAACACUUGAUUUCAAUCAGUUAACAUUUAACGAUUUUCCUAUAACGCUCAAACGUUUAGUGUUGAGCAAUUGUCAUGUUCGCGUUGAUUCCAACAAGUCCAUAUUUACUGGCAUCGAUACGAUUUUAAUAAACCUGGAUGAGUUGGCUAUAGAAAAUAACGGUUGGUUUGAUCCCUACUAUGUAAUGCCAAUUUCUAAACUACCCAGAUUACGUUACUUGAGUUUAAAAGGAUGCAGUCAAAUGCAAGAGUUUAUUCCGUAUGGCAGUAUAGCAGGGCGUCAAGGUUUCAAACAGUUGGAGAUUUUGGAUUUAUGCAAUACACCUCUGUGUGAUUCCGACCUGCAGUGUUUUAAUGCCGUAGAAACUUUAAAAGAAAUUUACCUUCAGUGCCCGGUAUCAAAAAUAGAAAAUAUUACCACAUCAUCUCCCACAAAUGAAACACCGUCAGCAAACUCUACAAAUACAGCCGAGUCCGACGAAAGCGAAAUGCCUUCUACAUCGUCUGCUACGAAGAUAGUACUCAGUAAUGGUACAUCCCUAACUUCAGUGUCAAAGUUAAAUGGCAACUCAGAAAACCAAUCAACAUCAUCGGCACAAAAACUUAGAAGCCUGGCUAGUAAAAGUCCAACGUUAUCGAAAGAAGAGUUGAACAACGGCGAGGAAUCUCCCUCAACAUCUUCGCGAUCGUCUGCGGGAAGUGAUGCAGAAUCUUCGUCACCUUCGCCCUCUGCCUCUGGCAGUGAUAAUCGGUUCUCGUUAAAUCUUCUGCCCGUGGUUGGUAGCAUGUCUCCAGCACGUAGUCGAUUUUUGCCGCGACCAGAUCACAUUAUUUACUUGGAUGUGCGCAAUCGUACUUCUCCAAAUGCAGUACACAUAAGUCUAAGAGAUAGAGAACGCAGUCACUUCAGACAUCUACUGAUGACGGCUCAAGGAGCACAACAACAACAACAGCAGCAACAACAACAACAACAACAAUUACCUCCGCCAGCCUUUGAAGAAAUGAUAAGACAUAAUCUAUUUUGGGAUAUAAUCAAUCCUCUUGGCAGAGCAGCAGGUGGUGGAGGUCCAGACCGACAUUUUGGAGAGGACAAUGGAGUGGAAUAUGGCGGGGGGGCAAAUGUAUAUCACAAUUCACUUACUCUUUUGUCUUCGAGGCGUCAGUUUCAAAGUGGUAGCAUAACAGAUCGUGGUGUAUGUUGUUUCGGGCGGACACGUCAACCAGUUCAACACGGUGUUGUUUGGAUAAGAUUUAAUAAUCGUCCUAGUGAGAAUCGUUUUGAGAGAUUUAGUGUUCGCGACUACAUCUGGGUUACAGAUGUCUCACUGCAACAUUUGGUGCAGUGUUCUCCUAAUCUUAUAUUCCUUGAUGUGAGCGGCACCAGCGUAACUUUGGAAGGCAUACGACGUUUCAAGGAAUUGAAACCGGAAUGUAAACUAGUGGCAGAGCAUUUGGUAGAAGGAGCGUCGAAUCUUGAAAAAUGAAAUGAACCCUAUGUUAUUAAAGCUAUUGCUAAAGGAAUCAUGCAGAGCAACGUGCUUUACAUCAACUAAUUACACAUAAUUACGUAUAUACAUAUAUCUAUCUCAUAAUACAUUAUAACAAUGUAAAGAAUUAUAGUAUAGAACAAAAUAAUGAAUUAUUUUUAGUAAGAGCGAGUAAAGCCCUAGCACAGCCAAAAGCCAACAAAUUCACUGUGAUUGAGGAAACAGCUGAUAUGAUGGUAGUAGAUAAAUUUUGUGUGUGUGAUCUGAUGAAAGUUUCAAAAUGUUGUUUACCGUCUCGUUGCGUCUCUAUGUAUUAAAUAUUAAUCUCAACAAUUAUUUAGUUUUAGUUUACUUCUAUACCUACUUUCAGUUCUAUCGGUAGCAUGUACUAAUCUUUGCUCCUCCUCCUAUACACUUUUAACUAUGUAUUCGCCCAUAAAUACUUUGAAAAGUUUUAAAUGCAAUAACAUUGUACAAUUAUAAAGGCGGUUAAAAUUAAUAAAAUAAUUUUUAUUG
This is a messenger RNA of Stomoxys calcitrans (stable fly), 2700 nucleotides long. RefSeq lists its product as uncharacterized. NCBI's taxonomy places the organism in Eukaryota, Metazoa, Arthropoda, Insecta, Diptera, Muscidae. The transcript is spliced from 5 exons. The coding region runs from base 112 to 2181 and encodes 689 amino acids. The record is from RefSeq and is a predicted model, not a curated record. Gene Ontology annotation, molecular function: protein binding.